Molecule: messenger RNA, 3137 nt
Organism: Amborella trichopoda
Lineage: Eukaryota; Viridiplantae; Streptophyta; Magnoliopsida; Amborellales; Amborellaceae
Product: putative potassium transporter 11
Biological process (GO): potassium ion transmembrane transport
Cellular component (GO): membrane
Molecular function (GO): potassium ion transmembrane transporter activity
Source: RefSeq, a predicted model, not a curated record
UUUUCCAUUAGCUCUCCAUUCACGAAGAUGGGAUGUGAAAAGGGUUAAAAAAUUGUACGGUAAAUGCUACUUUGUGGGUUUUCCUCCGCCCAUUCAAAUCACGUUUAUGAGGUGGCUUCCAUGAGAGAGAGCGAGUUUGACAGAGACGGGGGAAUAUGCCACUUUGUGAGAGAGUAUUACCCAUUUUUUGGAAUUGAUUAGAGAGAGAGUCCUUUAUGAGAGAGGAGUAUUACCCAUUUUCAGGAAUUGAUUAGAGAGAGAAAGUGAAAGAUGAAUGCCCAUUUAAUAAUUGAUUAUGGGAACCCCACUUUCAGACAGACUCAGAGAGAGACGGGGGAGGUGAGACCCAUUUUAAAAUUGAUGAGAGAGAGAGGUCUGGCCAUUAAAAUUAAAGAAGUGAAGAAUUGAUGGAGGGCGCCCGACAUCGAGAUCAAAGUCGCUGUGCAGUAAAAACGUGAUUUUGUGGUGAGGAUGGUACUCAGAGCUUCGUUUGUUCGGUAGUGAACAAACUCAUUCUCCACAGCAGAAAGAGAAAAAGGUCCCAUAGAAAGAGAAUUAGAGAAAAGCAGGUGUAUCGUCAAUUCGGCGGGCUUUUAUGGGGUCCCUUUUCUGCUUGGCUUUGAGGCAUUUUUCCGACAAAGUGUGAUCAUUUUUGGCCGGUGGAUGAAUGGUGGUUCAUUGAUUUUGACGAAACCAAGAAAUUGUCAACUGGGAAUUCGAUGGAUCCGUCCAUUGAGAAUGAAGGUAGCGAUAAGGGGAGCAUGUGGGUUCUCGAUCAAAAUCUCGACCAGCCCAUGGAUGAAGAGGCUGGUCGGCUUCGGAGCAUGUACAGGGAGAAGAAAUUUUCAACUAUAUUUGUUCUGCGCCUUGCAUUCCAGAGCCUUGGGGUGGUCUAUGGGGACUUGGGCACUUCUCCUUUGUAUGUAUUUUACAGCACCUUUCCUCAUGGAAUAAAUGACCCAGAAGAUGUGAUAGGAGCUCUUUCACUGAUUAUAUACUCUUUAACUCUCAUCCCACUUCUCAAAUAUGUAUUUUUGGUCUUGAGGGCAAAUGACAAUGGCCAAGGUGGAACUUUUGCUCUUUAUUCCCUUCUUUGUAGACAUGCAAAAAUAAAAACCAUCCCCAAUCAGCAUCGCACAGAUGAAAACCUUACAACAUACAGCCGCCAUGUAUAUGAUGAGAACUCUUUGGCGGCCAAAACAAAGGCAUGGCUAGAGGCACAAUUUUAUCGAAAGAAUGUGCUUCUUAUUGUUGUCCUUGUUGGCACUUGCAUGGUGAUUGGAGAUGGGAUCCUGACUCCAGCUAUAUCAGUCCUUUCUGCUGCUGGUGGAAUCAAGGUUGACCACCCUAAGAUGAGUAAUGAUGUGGUUGUCGUGGUCUCUGUUGUUAUAUUGGUUGGUUUGUUUAGCGUGCAACAUUAUGGGACAGACAGAGUUGGAUGGUUAUUUGCGCCGGUAGUCCUUAUCUGGUUUAUUUCAAUCGGAGGCAUUGGGGCUUAUAAUAUCUGGAAUUAUGAUAGAACUGUCCUCAAGGCAUUCUCUCCACUUUAUAUUUAUCGGUAUUUUAGACGGAGAAAGGCACAAAGUUGGAUGUCUCUUGGGGGAAUCAUGCUAUGUAUAACGGGAACGGAGGCCCUUUUUGCUGACUUGGCCCAUUUUUCUGCAUUGGCUGUUCAGAUUGCAUUCACAGUAGUGGUAUUUCCAUGCCUCCUUUUGGCAUAUACAGGUCAAGCAGCUUACCUUAUGCAAAACCAGGAACGUGUUGUGGAUGUUUUCUAUAGGUCCAUUCCAGAGAGCAUUUACUGGCCAAUGUUUCUCAUCGCAACUGCAGCGGCUAUUGUUGCUAGUCAGGCCACUAUAUCUGCAACCUUUUCGAUAAUCAAGCAAUCACUUGCACUUGGCUGUUUCCCAAGGGUUAAGGUCGUCCAUACUUCAAAAAAGUUUCUUGGGCAGAUAUAUAUACCAGAUAUUAAUUGGGUUCUGAUGAUUCUCUGCAUUAUUGUUACUGCUGGAUUCCGAAAUACGAGUCAGAUAGGAAAUGCUUAUGGCACAGCAGUCGUGAUAGUGAUGCUGGUAACAACGUUUCUCAUGACUCUAAUAAUGUUGCUGGUCUGGCGGAGCCACUGGGUCCUUGUCCUGCUCUUCACCGUCCUUUCUUUGGCUGUGGAGGGUACAUACUUAACAGCCGUCCUAAUCAAGGUGGACCAAGGAGGGUGGGUCCCCCUAGUCAUUGCUGCUGCCUUCCUUCUCAUCAUGUACGUAUGGCACUAUGGGACGGUCAAGAGGUAUGAGUUCGAGAUGCACAGCCGUGUAUCCAUGGCUUGGAUCGUGGGCCUUGGUCCAAGCCUAGGCCUGGUCCGCGUACCUGGAAUUGGCCUCGUAUACACUGAACUUGCAAGUGGUGUGCCCCACAUUUUCUCUCACUUCAUAACCAACCUCCCCGCAAUCCACUCUGUUGUGGUCUUUGUGUGUGUCAAGUAUCUCCCUGUCUAUACAGUGCCCCAAGAAGAGAGAUUCCUUGUAAAACGAAUUGGGCCCAAGAAUUUCCACAUGUUUAGAUGUGUUGCAAGAUAUGGCUACAAGGACUUGCACAAGAAAGACGACGACUUCGAGAAGAUGCUCUUAGAUAGUCUUUUUAUGUUUGUUAGGAUGGAGUCCAUGAUGGAGGGCUGCUCUGACUCAGAAUACAGCAUUUGUUUGCAGCAAACCCAAAAGUCCACAGAUUUUUUGUACUCUGAGAAUAGUAGUAAUCUGGUCUCUUCAAACAUUGAGAUGGUACAAUCCUCGACUGAUUCUAUUGUUGCUGAUAGGUCUCCUCUUAGGACCAGUAAGAGCCUGACUAUUUCUUCGGGGAGGAUAGAAGGAGGGGUUGAUGAGUUUGAGUAUUUGAAGAGUUGCAAGGAGGCAGGGGUUGUACAUAUCUUGGGUAAUACGAUUGUGAGGACUAGGAGGGAUUCAGGGUUCAUUAAGAGGGUUGCAGUUGAUUAUAUAUAUGCGUUUCUUAGGAGGAUUUGCAGAGAGAACAGUGUGAUUUUCAAUGUCCCGCAUGAAAGCCUACUGAAUGUGGGGCAAGUGUUCUAUGUAUAGAAUGAGCCUCCAAAGAGAUUAAUAAAAUACCGUGUUUCAUUUUUUGUAUUG